AUGCAGGGAGCCCACCUGCUGCUGCUGCUGCUGCUGGGCCUCAGGAUACAGCUCUCCCUCGGAUUCAUCCCAGCUGAGGAGGAAGACCCAGCCUUCUGGAACCACCAGGCAGCCCAGGCUCUGGACACCGCCAAGAAGCUGCAGCCUAUCCAAACAGCCGCCAAGAACCUCAUUCUCUUCCUGGGGGACGGGAUGGGGGUGCCCACAGUGUCAGCAGCUCGGAUUCUAAAGGCGCAGAAGAAUGGCAAGCUGGGACCUGAGACCCCCCUGGCCAUGGACAAAUUCCCAUUCGUGGCUCUGGCCAAGACAUACAACGUGGACAGACAAGUGCCAGACAGUGCAGGCACGGCCACAGCCUACCUGUGUGGUGUCAAGACCAACUACCGGACCAUUGGUGUGAGUGCAGCAGCCCGGUACAACCAAUGCAACACCACACAUGGCAACGAGGUCAUCUCCGUGAUGAACCGGGCCAAGAAAGCAGGGAAGUCAGUGGGGGUGGUGACCUCAACGAGGGUGCAGCAUGCCUCGCCAAGCGGCACCUACGCGCACACGGUGAACCGCAACUGGUACUCGGAUGCAGACAUGCCUGCCCAGGCGCUGAAGGACGGCUGUCGGGACAUCGCCACGCAGCUCAUCACCAACAUGGACAUUGAUGUGAUCCUGGGUGGAGGCCGCAAGUACAUGUUUCCCAAGGGGACCCCAGACCCUGAGUACCCUGGUGAUGCCUCAAAGAGCGGAGUCAGGUUGGACAUGCGGGACCUGGUCCAGGAGUGGCAGGCCAAGCACAAGGGUGCCCGGUAUGUGUGGAACCGAACAGCGCUCAUUCAGGCGUCCCAGGACCCCUCCCUAUCACACCUCAUGGGUAAUGACCCCUCAGUGGUCAGGGCAGGUUCCCCACCACCCACCCGUGGUCUUUCUGCAGGCGGCCGCAUUGAUCAAGGUCAUCAUGCGGGAAGAGCUUACUACGCACUGACAGAUGCUGUUGCUUUUGAUGACGCCAUUGACAGGGCCAGCCAGCUCACAAGCGAGAAGGACACCCUGACCCUUGUCACUGCUGACCACUCUCACGUCUUCACUUUUGGUGGCUACACUCUGCGUGGCAGCUCCAUUUUCGGGCUGGCUCCUGAGGCAGCCUCCGAUGGCAAGACCUACACCUCCAUCCUUUAUGGCAAUGGCCCCGGCUUUGCAAUCAAUGGGGGCUCCCGUCCCAACGUCAGUGACAGCCAGAGUGGUGACCCCAACUACAUGCAGCAGGCGGCAGUGCCCCUGUCAUCUGAGACUCACGGUGGUGAUGAUGUGGCGGUGUUCGCGCGUGGUCCCCAGGCGCACCUGAUGCACGGUGUGCAGGAGCAGAGCGUGGUGGCACAUGUCAUGGCCUUCGCCGCCUGCCUGGAGCCCUACACCGCCUGCGGCCUGGAGCCCCCCACCAGUACCAGCAUCCCCACCGACGCCGCGCACCCAGGACUGUCCACAGGCCCCUCGCUGGCUUUGGUGAUUGGGGCACUGUGGCUGAUACUGCUGGGCAGAGUGGUGCCCUGA
Molecule: messenger RNA, 1539 nt
Organism: Myotis davidii
Lineage: Eukaryota; Metazoa; Chordata; Mammalia; Chiroptera; Vespertilionidae
Product: intestinal-type alkaline phosphatase
Exons: 9
Coding region: 1-1539 (512 amino acids)
Biological process (GO): dephosphorylation
Cellular component (GO): plasma membrane
Molecular function (GO): alkaline phosphatase activity
Source: RefSeq, a predicted model, not a curated record